CCUCCUCCCCAUACACAGUGCGGUACUCUCCCGUUUAUCGCCUAGGUAGUGCGGUAGUGCAGUAGUAUCUCAGAUAUAUCUGAUAAUCGCUCUGCACCGUUACUACCUCUUCUUCCCUUUCCACCUCAAUUCUCCACUCUCCACUCCACCACUCCCACCAAUUCCUUCCCAUUCCCUCCGCCGUGCGUUGAGCGAUUGUCGAAGCCUGCUUUCUUCCACCAGAAAGACACCAUGCAGGGCGUCGUGCGUUCUGGUGCUCGAUUGGCAGCUCGCUCGUCCCGCCGAGUCACCACAUCGGGAGCUCUUCGCACCCUCCCACGAGCCCUCCUCCCAGCCACGAGCCGCCUCUACACCUCCUCCGCCGACAGUCGAGAUGCUACCUCCAUGCGAUCUGCCUUCAUGAGCCUGCUCGGAAGCGUCAGUUCCCGCCGCGAAAUCGAUCAGUACCUCGCCCAGUUCAAGUCCGUUUCCUCGCAGCAAUUCGCUGUCGUUAAGGUCGGCGGCGCCAUUCUUACCGACCACAUUGAUACACUAUGCCUUGCUCUGCAGCAUCUAUACGCCAUGGGUCUUUACCCUAUCAUUGUCCAUGGAGGAGGCCCCCAAAUGAAUAAGAUACUUUUGGACGCUGGUGUGGAGCCAGAGUUCAUUGAUGGCAUCCGUGUCACCGACAAGAAGACUCUAGGCAUUGCCAGGAAACUCUUCUUGGAGGCCAACAUGGACUUGGUCUUGAAGCUCAGGCAAGAUUGGGGCAUUCCCGCCAGGCCCAUCACCGCUGGCGUGCUCCAGGCCGACUACCUCGACAAGGAAAAGUGGAAGUACGUUGGCGACAUCACCAAGGUCAACUCCAGGCCCAUCAUCGAUGCUCUCAAGGCCAAGGAGUUGCCUAUUCUCUGCUCCAUGGCCGAGACCGAAGACGGCCAGAUUCUCAAUGUAAAUGCCGAUGUUGUCGCCGGCGCAUUGGCCCGAUCGCUGGAACCACUGAAGAUCGUCUAUCUCUCCGAGAAAGGCGGUCUCUUCAAUGGCGAUACCGGCAAGCUUAUCUCGACCAUCAACUUGGACGAGGAGUACGACACGCUCAUGCAGCAAGCGUGGGUCAAAUAUGGCACGAAACUCAAGAUUGUGGAAGUCAAGAAGCUAUUGGACGACCUCCCCAAGACCUCCAGUGUGGCCAUCAUCCACCCGCAAUACCUUGAGAAGGAGCUCUUCACGCACACCGGUGGCGGUACUUUGAUCCGCAAGGGCGAGAGCAUCCAGUCGGUCACCAAGUACGAGGAUUUCGAGGAUGUCCGCGCACUCAGGGCUGCACUACUCAGGGACCGUGAGAGCAUGGACUCUGGCGAUGUCAUCGAUCGUUUCUUGAACAACCUCAAGGAUCGUCCAUUUGAGGCUUUCUUCGACGAUUCUAUGGGUGCCGUUGCGAUUGUUUACCCCCCUUCGAAUGACUCGGAUUUCGCUCAGCUCUCGGUAUUCACCACGACCAAGGAUGCAUUCCUCACCAAUGUGGCCGACAACAUCUUUGAUCGCAUGAAGAAGAAGUACCCCAAGAUGUCCUGGACGGUCGAGACCCACGACGAGAACCUAGGUUGGUUCAAGGAGAAGGCCGACGGUACCCUCCGCCGUGACAAGGACAUCUUCUGCUUCUGGGGAUCAGCAAGCCCGCAAGAGGUUGUUUCCUUGAUGAGCGAGUUCUCUGAGCAUGGCCGAGGCAUGUUUGGUGGCCAGAACCUUGACGCACAGCUUCGACGAGCCGCCGACUACGCAGCCAGCCUCAAGCAGGGACAGCAGGUUCGCAAGUACUCCACCAUGGCCCCUCGAUCUCAGGCAUGGGGACAACAGUCAAGGCCAACUGUGCGAUCCAGCCGCAAUACACCUUCCUCCCGAGGCUUCGCAACCAGCGCGCCCCGCUCCGUCGAGACCACCAACCCAAAUCCUCCUUACAACCUCAAGUUCAAGAGCAGGGACUGGCCGGCAAAGGUUGCUUUGAUUGGUGCUCGUGGUUACACUGGACAAGCUCUCAUCGACCUUCUCAACCGCCACCCCAACAUGGAUCUCAGGCAUGUCUCUUCCCGCGAGCUUGCUGGCAAGCAGCUCGAAGGCUACACGAAGCGCAACAUCACCUACGAGAACCUCUCCCCUGAAGACGUUAAGAAGAUGGCCGAGAAGGGUGAGAUCGACUGCUGGGUCAUGGCUCUUCCCAACGGCGUCUGCCAACCUUUCGUUGAUGCUGUCAACGAGGCCGGCAACCCCGAGACCGUCAUUGUGGACUUGAGUGCCGAUUACCGAUUCGACUCUUCAUGGACGUACGGUCUCCCAGAGCUCGUCGACCGACGAAAGCUUUCCAAUGCCACUCGGAUAGCAAACCCCGGCUGCUAUGCCACCGCUGCUCAACUUGGUAUUGCACCUCUUCUCGAGUUCGUUGGUGGCCAACCCACUGUAUUCGGUGUCUCUGGCUAUUCGGGUGCUGGUACUAAGCCAAGCCCGAAGAACGAUGUGAAGAACCUGGAGAACAACCUCAUCCCUUACAGCUUGGUUGGCCACAUCCACGAGAAGGAGAUCUCGGCACAGCUUGGAACGGAUGUUGCCUUCAUCCCCCACGUUGCUUCUUGGUUCCAGGGUAUCUCUCACACCAUCUCCAUCCCGCUCAACCGCACAAUGACCUCCCGAGACAUCCGUAACCUCUACCAAGAUCGCUACGCAGGAGAGAAGCUCGUCAAGAUCACGGGAGAGUCGCCCUUAGUCAAGGCCAUCUCCGGCAAGCACGGCGUCGAGAUCGGCGGAUUCGCCGUCCACGGCUCCGGCAAGCGCGUCGUCGUCAACGCCACCAUUGACAACCUCCUCAAGGGCGCCGCGACCCAAUGUCUGCAGAACAUGAACCUCGCACUUGGUUACGGCGAGUACGAGGGCAUCCCUUACUAGUCCCGCGACACGUUUCGCACGCUACACGGCGGCGAGGGAUGAUCACACAUAUAUGUUGAUGAUAAUGUUGUUGCAGUAGAGUCGUGUUUUGGAGUAUGAUAUGACAUUGAGCUCCUUAGGGGUUCACUAGACCACCAUUGUAUUAAACUACUUUUUCCAUCACCUUCAUCUAUUUUUUUUUCACUCGUGUCUAUGAGAUCAGGGGGGUUGUUGGAGUUCAAGUAGUAGUCUUCCUUGGUUUAUCCCACGUUUGGGGAUGAGCUGAGGAGAGAGUGAGAAAAACGAACAAGAAAUGAACAUAUACACAGAGAAAUGACGACUCACACCGAUAUGUAUGAUGAAUUGAUGAUAUAUUUGUACCAACGCAACACGAGGGAAGUAAUGCAACGCACUGAUGAAAAACUCCUCACAUCUUUGUCGUGUAUUGUACUGUACAUAUCUAC
This is a messenger RNA of Aaosphaeria arxii CBS 175.79, 3359 nucleotides long. Its product is annotated as bifunctional acetylglutamate kinase/N-acetyl-gamma-glutamyl-phosphate reductase. Gene Ontology annotation, biological process: L-arginine biosynthetic process. The transcript has 2 exons. Lineage: Eukaryota; Fungi; Ascomycota; Dothideomycetes; Pleosporales. Gene Ontology annotation, molecular function: arginine binding; acetylglutamate kinase activity; N-acetyl-gamma-glutamyl-phosphate reductase (NADP+) activity. Bases 232 to 2916 code for a protein of 894 amino acids. Gene Ontology annotation, cellular component: mitochondrial matrix; cytoplasm; mitochondrion. The record is from RefSeq and is a predicted model, not a curated record.